AUGGAUAAUUUAUGUAAAUAUCAGAAUAUUUAAGAAUAGAGUGAUAGAUGCUUAUAUGUUUAAACUAAUUGCAAUAAUCAAUCCAAAAUAGCUUUCACUUAACUAUUCUAUUGUCAAUUCAAUGAAAAUUACCUUCUAGUAUUAAUCUUUAUUGUAAAUCUAAUAAUUAUUAUAUAGCCAUUCUUUUUCUUUAUGAUGUUCAACUUGUUAUCAAAAACAGCAGAAAAUUAUUUAUCACCUGCAGUUGCUCAUAUUGCUAAAUAUUUUAAAUUAUCUCAAACACUUUCAGGGUAUAAUUAUAUUUAUAAACUAGAAUUACACUUAUAGCAUUAGCCAAUGGAGCACCAGAUGUAAUUACUGCAAUUAUUGCAACAGGAGAAGAUGAUUAAGGUGUUUUGAUAGCAGUAGGUAGUAUUUUUGGAAGUGGAUUGUUUAUGACUACAUUCGUUUUAGGAUCAGUUUUAUAUUAUUCAAAACAUAUAUUAGUGAAUAAAGUAUCUUUAACAAGAGAUCUUAUAUUUAAUAUUUUAGGAAUUGGAUCUAUUAUUACAUUUGGAUAUAUUGGAUAUAUCUCAAAUCAAUUUUCAAUUCUUUUUGUAUCAUUAUAUUUAGUGUAUAUAAUUGUUGUUAUGUUAAAUGAGAAAUCAGAAAUUAAACAUUGUUAAAAGAAUAUGUAAAUAAUUUAGAAAUAAGAAAAUUAAGAGGAAUAAUAAGGUUUACUCUCAGAACAAAAAUAUUAAUAACCAUAAUAAAUAGAUGAUAUUAAACCUUUCAAAUAUUUUGGAAAUGAAUAAUAAUCAUUAGAAUUUGAAGAACAAUAAGUCAAUUUAUAUCUUACUGAAAGUUGUGAUAAUGAUGAAGAACAAUAAGAAAUCAUUGCUUUUUCAAAAUAAACAAUUAUUUAAAAAAUAUAAACAUGUUUAAAUAUGAUUUUUGAUUUAAUUAGCAAAUAUACAGAAGGAAAAAAGUAAUAAAACAAAAUUAAAACAUCAAUUUAAUUAUUAUUUACUCCUUUAUUAUUAAUAAUUGUCUUAGAUAUUUAUGAUUCAUUAUUAUUUGAUUGUCCAUUAUAUAUAAUUAUAGGAUGUAUAGCAUUCAUUCUGGCAAUAUAUCAUUAUUGUCAUUAAAUACCUUUAAUAGUAUAAUUAAUAAUAUAAUUAGGCAUUAACUAUUUGGAGUGCUAUUUGUUCUAUAGUAUGGUGUAAAUUAAUAGUAGAAAUUCUUGUAGAUUUUAUUGUGGUAAUUCAUUAAUAUAAAUUAAUAGUUAAUCUAAACUUUAACUGGAAUAAGUCCUUCAUAUUUAGGUAUGACCUUUUUAGCAUUUGGUAAUUCUGCAUGUGAUUUCUUGGUUAAUACUUAAUUAGCAAAGAUGGGAUUAGGAAUUAUGGCUAUAACAGGUUGUUUUGCAGGUGCAUUCUUUAAUUUAAAUAUUGGUUUUGGGAUUGCUUUAUUAAAAUAAACUUGGAAUAAUUCUAAUAUAUAAUUUCCUUUGUUUAUUUCAGAUGAUAAUAAUAAUCAUUUAAUAAAUCCAUAGACUACAUUAAUUAUUUAAUUGCUUUUAUUUUUUUCACUUUUAAAUAUGAUAUCAACUUUGUUAUUAUCUAUAAUAUUAAAGUAAAUUUAUUUUAUUAUUAUAUAUAGAUUUUAGCUUAAGAAGUAAUUGUCUUAUUAUUAUUUCACUUAUUAUUUCAUUGUUUUAACCACUCUAACAAUGAUAACAUUUUUUGUUAAUUGA
This is a messenger RNA of Paramecium pentaurelia, 1735 nucleotides long. NCBI's taxonomy places the organism in Eukaryota, Ciliophora, Oligohymenophorea, Peniculida, Parameciidae. The record is from the annotation of a GenBank genome assembly.